CAUCGAUAUCACGCAAUGUCUCCUGUAGUGAAUGUUCUCUCACAUGCGUUACGUGUUUUUUGAGCCUGUGAAUGCGCGAUAACAUCGCUCUCUUGCGUGUUUCCAUUUGUGAUUGCUCCAGCGGGUUUUGCCAAAAUGAGCGAAGAGAAAGAAACCAAGGAAGAGGCCGCACAGGAAUUCCGCAUAGAUCCGGAGUCCGAGCUGCGUUUUGAAGUAGAAGGAAAAGAAAAGGUCACCGUUGAGUUGAAGUCGGGCCUUGCUGAAAUAUUUGGCGUCGAGCUGGUGAAAAAUAAAAAGUUUACGUUCGGACCUGGAGCCAAAGUUGCAGUUUUCACGUGGCAUGGGUGCACGCUGGAGCUCUGUGGAAAGACAGAAGUUGCCUAUGUGGCGAAGGAAACACCCAUGAUAUUCUACGCCAACAUCCACGCAGUGCUGGAACAAAUGCGGCAGAAGUGUGAAGAGGACGAUUCCAAGGGACCCACAGUAUUGGUUGUCGGACCCACGGAUGUCGGCAAGAGUAGUCUCUGCCGAAUACUCCUAAACUACGCGGUUCGUCAAGGUCGACGGCCAAUUUUUGUCGAUCUCGAUGUCGGACAGGGCCACAUAUCUAUACCUGGAACAAUUGGAGCGCUUUUGGUGGAGAGGCCGGCAGAUGUAGAAGAAGGCUUUUCUCAGCAGGCCCCCCUUGUCUACCAUUACGGCCAUAGUACGCCAGGGACCAAUGCCACAUUGUACAACGUCCUUGUUUCUCGACUUGCGGAGGUCAUCAACCAGCGUGCUGAAAGCAACAAGAAGGCUAGCAUCAGUGGCGUCAUCAUCAACACUUGCGGUUGGGUGAAGGGAACUGGCUACAAGGCAAUCACUCAUGCUGCUCUUGCUUUUGAAGUGGAUGUUGUCCUAGUGCUGGAUCAGGAGCGGCUCUACAACGAACUAGUCAGGGACAUGCCGGGAUUUGUCAAAGUGGUGUUCACACCAAAGUCUGGUGGUGUUGUAGAACGCAGCAAGUCCAUGAGGUCAGAAACCAGGGAUUCGAGGGUAAAAGAGUACUUCUAUGGCCUCAAGACACCUCUAUACCCACACUCUUUUGAUGUCAAAUUUUCCGACGUCAAACUGUACAAGAUAGGCGCGCCAUCUUUACCCGACUCCUGCAUGCCACUAGGCAUGAAGGCCGAGGACAAUUUCACAAAGCUGGUACCUGUUCCACUAGGACCCAAUGUGCUGCAUCACAUACUGAGCGUCAGCUUUGCAACUAGCAGCGAUGAGGACAUUCUACAGACUAAUGUGGCCGGUUUUAUCUGUGUAACGGAAGUGGACAUGGAGCGGCAAACGCUGACAGUACUCUCGCCACAGCCAAGGCCUCUGCCAAAGGCAGUGCUGCUAUUGAGUGAAAUUCAAUUCAUGGAUUCACACUGAUUAAUUCAUUCUGCUUUGUUGAUUAAUUGCGCAUCUCACCUUAUAAAUAAAUCAUCUCAUCACUGUUCUCACUCCUUCA
Molecule: messenger RNA, 1492 nt
Organism: Rhipicephalus sanguineus (brown dog tick)
Lineage: Eukaryota; Metazoa; Arthropoda; Arachnida; Ixodida; Ixodidae
Gene: cbc
Product: protein CLP1 homolog
Exons: 13
Coding region: 136-1413 (425 amino acids)
Biological process (GO): tRNA splicing, via endonucleolytic cleavage and ligation
Cellular component (GO): mRNA cleavage factor complex; nucleus
Molecular function (GO): polynucleotide 5'-hydroxyl-kinase activity
Source: RefSeq, a predicted model, not a curated record